Messenger RNA from Paramisgurnus dabryanus, 1058 nucleotides. The record is from RefSeq and is a predicted model, not a curated record. Lineage: Eukaryota; Metazoa; Chordata; Actinopteri; Cypriniformes; Cobitidae.
AUGAGGCGACUCGCCAUCUGCGCCACUGUUGCCAUUGAUGUGAAAAAGAGAUGGUCUUCUAAAUACAACCACGAGGAGGAGGAGGAGGAGGAGGAGGAGAAGAAGGAGGAGGAGGAGGAGGAGGAGGAGGAUGAUGAGGCACGUCAUGACAGACCUUCAAAGAACAAGCGGGCCAGCGAAGAGGAUGAGCGUAUUGGGGAUGAAGAGGACAUAGUACCACACUCUAAGAAAAAGACAGCUGCUGAAUUUAGAAAACACCUGGACGAACAGAUGUGGGAGAGAAGGAAACUCAACCAAAUGCAAAUCAAUUUGCAGGAGUUGAGAAAUGAGGUCCAAUCUCUUAAAAAUGAAAAUGCACGUCUGAAAGACAUUGUAAUCAAUCAAAUCCCUCAAAUGAAAAGUGACCUCGCCAUUAUUGCUCAAAAGACUGGAAGGACUCCUGUGGAGGAUCUUGAUUCCUCCUCCUCGGCUUUUGGAGAAGUGCAACCGACUCCAGAGAGGAGACCAAGUCCCGAGGAGACUGAGCCCUUUAAAGAGAGUCCCAUGGUAACAGAGUCCUUUCGAGAGACACCAGAGACUGCAGCAACAGCUGAGACCUCAGCGAAAACACAGAUUGAAGUCAUAAAGGGCUCUGGGGUGUUUUGCCAGGCAGAAGCGUGGAAAGCAGCCCGCAUUGCCAACUCUGCUACUGCCAUGGUGCGGAAUCUGCUGCUGGGCACCUUUGAUAUGGAGACUUUGCUGAAAAGCAACCUGAAUGGUGGGAAGCCAACCAGAGGGGAUGGGGAGCAGCUGGUCGCCCUUGACAAAAUUAAAAAGGCAGCCAUUAUUGGCAUCAAUGGAGACUGCAUAAGAUGCUACAUUGAAGAAGUGGCCGGCAGCCAGCCGAGGGCAGAUAGGCACAUCUAUUAAUGCGAAGCUCACGGAGCUGAGAAGAGCAACAAGAUAAUUUUUUAUGUUUAGUUUUUUUGUCUUAUUUUUGUUCUUGUACUAUAUUUUUGUUCUUGUACUAUUUGAUUGUUCUUGAGUAAAUACAUAAUGUACAUUUCUAUAUUUUGGAC